Elephantulus edwardii (Cape elephant shrew) is the source of this 4338-nucleotide messenger RNA. It is a transcript of the gene EIF4G1, whose product is annotated as eukaryotic translation initiation factor 4 gamma, 1. Gene Ontology annotation, cellular component: eukaryotic translation initiation factor 4F complex. The coding region runs from base 43 to 4338 and encodes 1431 amino acids. Gene Ontology annotation, molecular function: mRNA binding; translation initiation factor activity; protein binding. The transcript is spliced from 30 exons. The record is from RefSeq and is a predicted model, not a curated record. NCBI's taxonomy places the organism in Eukaryota, Metazoa, Chordata, Mammalia, Macroscelidea, Macroscelididae.
CCCAACAGGUGUUGGGGGGACCCUGAUGUGGCACCAAAUGAAAUGAACAAAGCUCCACAGCCCACAGGCCCCCCGCCCGCCCCAUCCCCUGGACUCCCACAGCCAGCGUUUCCCCCGGGGCAGACAGCACCGGUGGUAUUCAGCUCGCCACAAGCGACACAAAUGAACACGCCUUCUCAGCCCCGCCAGGGAGGAUUCAGGUCUCUGCAGCACUUCUACACUAGCCGGGCCCAGCCCCCGAGCAGUGCAGCCUCACGAGUGCAGAGUGCAGCCCCCGCCCGCCCGGGCCCAGCUGCCCAUGUCUACCCUGCUGGAUCCCAAGUGAUGAUGAUCCCUUCCCAGCUCUCCUACCCAACCUCCCAGGGGGCCUACUACAUCCCUGGGCAGGGCCGUUCUACCUAUGUUGUCCCCACCCAGCAGUACCCCGUGCAGGCCGGAGCCCCUGGCUUCUUUGCAGGUGCAAAUCCUACAGAGUUUGGGACCUAUGCUGGAGCCUACUACCCUGCCCAAGGCGUGCAGCAGUUUCCUACUGGUGUGGGACCAGCCCAAGUUUUAAUGAACCAGCCACCUCCAAUUGCUCCCAAGAGGGAACGAAAGACGAUCCGAAUUCGAGAUCCAAAUCAAGGAGGAAAAGAUAUCACAGAGGAGAUUAUGUCUGGGGCCCGUACCUCCUCCACACCCACCCCUCCUCAGGCUGGAGGUGGUCUGGAGCCACAAGCUAAUGGAGAGACACAUCAGGUUGCUGUCAUUGUCCGGCCAGAUGACCGGUCACAGGGAGCGAUUAUUGGGGGUCGACCGGGGCUACCUGGCCCAGAGCACAGCCCUUCAGAAUCUCAGCCUUCAUCACCUUCUCCGACCCCAUCACCACCUCCAAUCUUGGAACCAGGGUCUGAGCCUAAUCUUUCUAAAGGCCUUUCUAUUCCUGGGGACACUAUGACAACAGGGAUGAUACAGAUGUCUGUAAAAGAGUCAACCCCCAUGCCCCGUGAAACUGGGGAGCCAUAUUGCCUCUCACCAGAACCCACUGCCCUCUCUGAACCCAUAUUGGAGGUAGAAGUGACACUUAGCAAGCCAGUUCCAGAAUCUGAGUUCCCUUCCAGUCCUCUCCAGGUUCCUCCUACUCUUACAUCUCUCCAUGAAUAUAAUGGUGUACUUCCACCUGAGCAUCUGGAACCAGAGUUGGAGCCUAACAUGGAGCUUGCACCUCUAUCUCCUCUGGCUUGCCCUUCUGAACCUUCCAUGCCCAUUGCUCCAACUGCCCAACCCGAGGAACUACUUAAUGGAGCCCCUUCACCACCAGCUGUGGACUUAAGCCCCAUCAGUGAGCCAAAGGAGCAGGCCCAGGAGGCUACAGCACCAGCAGCUCCCCCCACGGUGCUCCCUGCCACUCCAGCUACAGUACCUCCAGCUACUUCCCCUGCUCAGGAGGAGGAAAUGGAGGAGGAGGAGGAAGAAGAAGAAGGAGACGCUGAGGGUGAGAAGGGAGAGGAACUACCUUCCCAAGAGAGCACCCCUGCCCCAGCCCUUCUGUCCCAGAAUUUGGAGGCGGCAGCAGUCACCCAAGUGGCGGUGUCUGUGCCAAAGAAGAGACGGAAAAUUAGGGAGCUAAAUAAGAAAGAGACUGUGGGAGAUCUUCUGGAUGCUUUCAAGGAGGUGAACCCAGGAGUACCAGAGGUGGAAAGUGAACCCCCUGUAGUCAACAAUCCAGGCCCAGAGACUGAGAGCGGCAGUGUGGCGCCACGGUCUGAGGAAGCAGAUGAGACUUGGGACGCAAAGGAAGACAAAAUUCAUAAUGCUGAGAAUAUCCAGCCUGCAGAGCAGAAGUAUGAGUAUAAGUCAGAUCAGUGGAAGCCUCUCAAUCUCGAGGAGAAAAAGCGCUAUGACCGAGAGUUCUUGCUUGGCUUUCAGUUCAUCUUUGCCAGUAUGCAGAAGCCAGAGGGCUUGCCCCAUAUCACUGACGUGGUGUUGGAUAAGGCCAAUAAAACACCACUGCGGCCGCUCGAUCCUGCCAGGUUACAGGGCAUAAAUUGCGGUCCAGACUUCACUCCGUCUUUUGCCAACCUUGGCAGACCAGCUCUUAGCAGCAGCCGUGGGCCCCCAAGGGGUGGGCCAGGUGGGGAGAUACCCCGAGGGCCGGCUAACUUGGGACCACGGCGUUCUCAACAGGGUCCCCGAAAGGAACCACGCAAGAUCAUUGCCUCAGUGUUACUGACCGAAGACAUAAAACUGAACAAAGCCGAGAAGGCCUGGAAACCCAGCAGCAAGCGGACAGUGGACGACAAGGACCGAGGAGAAGAGGAUGCGGAUGGAAGCAAAACCCAGGACCUGUUCCGUAGGGUACGAUCCAUCCUCAAUAAGCUGACACCCCAGAUGUUCAAGCAGCUGAUGCAACAAGUGACGCAGCUGGCCAUAGACACUGAGGAACGCCUCAAAGGGGUCAUCGACCUUAUCUUCAAGAAGGCCAUUUCAGAGCCCAACUUCUCUGUGGCCUAUGCCAACAUGUGCCGCUGCCUCAUGGCGCUAAAAGUGCCCACUACAGAAAAGCCAACAGUAACUGUGAACUUCCGAAAACUGUUGUUGAAUCGAUGUCAGAAGGAGUUUGAGAAAGAAAUUCGCUUUAUGCUGCAAGAUGUGCUGGAUCUACGACGGAGCAAUUGGGUACCACGCCGAGGGGACCAGGGUCCCAAGACCAUUGACCAAAUCCACAAGGAAGCUGAGAUGGAAGAACAUCGGGAGCACAUCAAAGUGCAGCAGCUCAUGGCAAAGGGCAGUGACAAGCGACGAGGUGGCCCUCCAGGCCCGCCCAUCAGUCGUGGUCUUCCACUUGUGGACGAUGGUGGCUGGAACACAGUCCCUAUCAGCAAAGGCAGCCGACCCAUUGACACUUCACGUCUCACCAAGAUCACAAAGCCUGGCUCUAUUGAUUCAAACAAUCAGCUUUUUGCACCUGGAGGGCGACUGAGCUGGAGUAGCUUGAGCCGGGAACGAGGAGAGAAAUCUGGGGACCGAGGGGACCGCCUGGAGCGGAGUGAACGAGGAGGUGACCGAGGGGAUCGGCUCGAUCGUGCACGAGCUCCUGCCACCAAGCAGAGCUUCAGCAAGGAAGUGGAGGAGCGUAGUAGAGAACGGUCCACCCAGCCCGAGGGACUGCGCAAGGCAGCCAGCCUCACGGAGGAUCGGGACCGUGGGCGAGAUACUGUAAAGCGAGAAGCUACCUUGCCACCGGUGAGCCCUCCAAAGGCUGCACUCUCUGAGGAGGAGCUGGAGAAGAAAUCGAAGGCCAUCAUUGAAGAGUACCUGCACCUUAAUGACAUGAAGGAAGCAGUACAAUGUGUGCAAGAACUGGCUUCGCCCUCCUUGCUGUUCAUCUUUGUUCGAUACGGCAUCGAGUCCACCCUGGAGCGCAGUGCCAUUGCUCGGGAGCAUAUGGGGCGGCUGCUGCACCAGCUGCUCAGUGCUGGACACCUCUCCACUGCUCAGUACUACCAAGGGUUAUAUGAAAUCUUGGACUUGGCAGAGGACAUGGAAAUUGACAUCCCGCAUGUGUGGCUCUACCUGGCAGAACUGGUAACACCCAUUCUGCAGGAAGGUGGCGUGCCCAUGGGGGAGCUGUUCAGGGAGAUUACAAAGCCUCUGAAACCCUUGGGCAAAGCUGCUUCUCUGUUACUGGAGAUCCUGGGGCUUCUAUGCAAAAGCAUGGGCCCCAAAAAGGUGGGGACGUUGUGGCGAGAGGCUGGGCUCAGCUGGAAGGAAUUUCUCCCUGAAGGUCAGGACGUCAGUGCAUUUGUCACUAAACAGAAGGUGGAGUAUACACUGGGAGAAGAGUCGGAGGCCCCCAGUCAAAUGGCUCUCCCCUCGGGGGAGCUGCACAGGCAGCUGGAGAAACUGCUGAAGGAGGAGAGCAGUAAUGAGCCAGUGUGCGAGUGGAUUGAGGCUAAUCUGAGUGAGCAGCAGGUAGCCUCCAACACAUUAGUUCGAGCCCUCAUGACGACUGUCUGCUAUUCUGCAAUUAUCUUUGAGAAUCCCCUCCGAGUGGAUGUUGAAGUGCUGAAAGCACGAGCGAAACUGCUACAGAAAUACCUGUGUGAUGAGCAGAAGGAGCUCCAGGCGCUCUACGCCCUCCAGGCCCUCAUUGUAACCUUAGAACAGCCUGCCAACCUGCUUCGGACGUUCUUUGAUGCGCUGUACGAUGAGGACGUGGUUAAAGAGGAUGCCUUCUACAGCUGGGAGAGCAGCAAGGACCCCGCUGAACAGCAGGGCAAGGGUGUGGCCCUAAAAUCUGUCACAGCCUUUUUCAAGUGGCUUCGUGAGGCUGAGGAAGAGUCCGACCACAACUGA